This is a messenger RNA of Plasmodium adleri (nom. inval.), 3498 nucleotides long. Its product is annotated as CPW-WPC family protein. NCBI's taxonomy places the organism in Eukaryota, Apicomplexa, Aconoidasida, Haemosporida, Plasmodiidae. The coding region runs from base 1 to 3498 and encodes 1165 amino acids. The transcript is spliced from 2 exons. The record is from RefSeq and is a predicted model, not a curated record.
AUGUCUUUCUCUAAAUACUUCUUGUUAUUAAUAAUUUGUUCUGUUCUUUUUUUUCUGUAUGGUUUUAAUAAUAAAUUUGUUUACUCAUCCUAUUUAAAGGAUGACAAAAUAAAAUCAGUUUCUUUUGAGAAUAUACCAAAUGAACAGGAAGAAAAACUUUAUGGACAUUCUCCAUUUGGUCAGGAAUUAAUAAACUCCUUAUCCUUGACCUUAAAGCGUAUACCCUUAGUAGUCAUCGCGGAAAAAGUCAAGAGACAACUACAAAAAGCUGCCGAAAGUUUAGAACUAGGGAAUCCAAAUGAUGAAAUGUGUGAAAUAAACUAUUCAAAAUUAUGCCCAGAAGAUUGGAUUGAUAUGGGGGAUGGUAUAAGUUGUCUUAGUCCUUUAAACUAUAAGGGUCCAUGUGAAAAAAAAGUAAUAUUUAGAAAUGCAACUGCUAAAAGUAAAUAUAAUUUCUCUAUUAAUUGUAAUGUAUCUUGGCCUUGUACUAAAAUUUGUAUUGAAGAUUUUUCAAAAAAAUGUCCAGAAAAUUGGAUAUAUAAUAGUGAAAAUAAUAUAUGUGAAGCACCAAAAAAUUAUGCAGGUAAAUGUAUUAGAGAAAAAAACUUUGAUCAUUAUUCUCCAUCUGAAAAAAAAAUAUGGACACAAAUAUGUGAUAUAAAUUGGAGUUGUUAUGAUAAAAAUUAUAACUUUAAUAUAUUAUGUCCAUUGAAUUGGAAAAAUAAUCCAGAUAACAAAACAUGUUCUGCACCUAUUUCUUAUAUGGGACCAUGUAAUAAUAUUCUUUAUUUAUAUAAUUUCAGUGAUAAAGAAAAAAUUACCAUAUCUCAUAAAUGUAAUGUUGAAUGGCCAGUACAUGAAAAAAAAGAAAUUAAUUUUAAUUCGUUAUGUCCCAUUGGUUGGCAUAUAGUAGAUAUAAAAGAUAAUAUUUGUCAAAUACCUUUAUCAUAUAAUGGUCCAUGUAAACAAAAUAAAGAAAAUACGAAUAAUAUGAAAAAUAUAAAAAAUAUUAAUAAUAUGAAUAAUAUGGAUAACAUAAACAAUGUAGUAUCUUUUAAAAAUUUUAGUAAGGAACAAAAAUAUCAUUAUUCUCAAAGAUGUAAUGUUCAAUGGCCAUUAGAAAAUGGAAAUAUAAUUCAAAAUGAUCAUUCGUUUUGUCCUUAUAAUUGGAUUCUUAUAAAUGAAGAAGAACAUAUUUGUGUAGCUCCAAUAGAAUAUGAAGGUCCAUGCGAAAAUAUUUUCUCCUUCAAAAAUUAUACUGCACAUAUGAAAUCUACAUGGGCAUCUGCUUGUAAUGUCAUUUUUACGGAUACAAUAAAUGCCUAUGUAAAACUAGGAAGCAGAAAUAAGCAAAGAAGAAAUCAGAAAAUAUUUGGUGGUACAUCAAAAGACAAAAAUAUUUCUAAUAUAAUACAAAUUGGUCUUAAAAAUGGACCCAUGAAUAAUAUUGGACACGUGUUCAAUUAUGAUGAUGAAAAGGUUAAUAUGGAAGAGAAAAAAACAAAAAUAAUAAACAAUAAUAAUAAUAAUAUCAUUAAUAAUAAUCAUAUUGAUGAUGAAAUAAAUUUAAACAACCUUAUUGUAACCAAUAGCACAAUUACAGAUUUAAUUCUAUUAAAAGAAACAUCUGAUGAUCAACAACUAAAAGAAGAAAUAGAUGAAAUUAUAAAAAAUUUCAAACAAGGACAAAGUACUACUUAUACAAAAAAAAAUCAUAAUCUAGAAAAUAUGAAAUCUAACAACAAGGUUAAUAGGAAUAAUUUUUCAUUUAUUCAAAUUGGAGAACCAAACAAAUAUAAUGCGCAUCAUGAUAAAUUAAAAUUAAAAAGAAAAGAAAAGAAAAAAUAUAUACAUAUGAAUAAUAAUAUACAUGUGAAUAAAAAUAUACAUAUGAAUAAUAAUACAAAGCUUAAUGAUAAUGUAAGAAAAGAACAUCACAAAGAGGCGCCUAUUUUAUAUAAUAAUACAGAUAACAUAAAUGAAAUAAAAAAUUUAUAUGAGAAUUAUAAAAUAGAAAAAGAAAACAAUCCUUACCAUAAUUAUGAUAACCUUAAUCGUAUAUGUCAAAAUAAAAAUUAUAAUAUAUGUCCUAUUGGAUGGACUUAUAUAAAUCAUAAAAAAUGUUUAGCUCCAAAAUCAUAUAUAUCAAAAUUUUUAAGAACAUGUAAUUCUAUAUUAAAUUUAGAUGAUAUAGUAAAAACUAUUUAUGAUGUAACACAUGAUUUAUCAUUUGUUAGUAUUGAUAAAAAAAAAGGAGAAAUGUUAGAAAAAAAUUGUAAUUUAAAAUUUCCAUGUUUAGAAUGUGAAAGAGAUUAUGUAAGAGUUAAUUGUCCUUUGGGUUGGAAAGAUUUAGGAGAUGGUAAAUGUAAAUGUCCAUCAGAUUAUCCUUUAUAUCUUAAAAAUUUAUGUGGUAUUAUUGUAAAUUUUAAAUAUGCAAGUCCAUUAUUUAAAAAAAAUUGGAGUUAUCUAUGUAAAUCUGAUUGGCCUUGCUUUUCUAGUUGUGAAAAAGAUUAUGGAAAGAUUUGUCCUAUAGGAUAUAAAAUAAUAAAUGAACGAAGAGAAAAAAAUAAUGAACAUAUAUUUAUAUGUACAAAUGAAAAUUGGAAAGAUUAUAAAAAUGUAAAUAAUUAUUUAGUGAAUACAACUAAUUACAUACAAAAUAGAAAUUUAUGUCAUGUUAUAGAAAUAUAUAAUAGUAUGCUUUUAAAAAAAGAAAUAGAAAAAAAAUGUAAUGUUACAUGGCCUUGUAUUGAUAAAUGUGAAGAAAAUUUUUAUCAAACAUGUCCAUAUAAUUGGAUUUUCAAAGAUAAUAAAUGUAUUGCCCCAUAUUAUUAUGUACCUCCAAAAGGAUGUUCUCAAUCUUUUGAUAUUUUAAGUUUCAGCAAUUUUGAUAAAUUCCUUUACUCCAAUAAGUGUUUUGCUCCUUGGCCAUGUAAGGACAACUGCCAACCUGAUUGGAUCAAGCCUUGUCCUCAAAAAUGGACUCUAAAAAAGGUAAAGGAUAAACUUUCAAGUGUGACAAUAAAUGUGAGGAGUGACAAUGAACAUAGUAUUGAUAUGGACAAUAAUGUUGAUACAGAUGAUAAUGGUGACAAUGAAUAUAGUAUUGAUAUGGACAAUAAUAAUGAUAUUGGAAAUAAUUUUGAUCAUAAUAAUAGUUAUUAUAAUUAUCAUAGUGACGACAAUAAUAAUAAUAAUAAUAAUAUAGAUGAAUUGAAGGAUAAAACAUAUUCCACAUUUAUCUGUUUUCCUCCUAGUUCCUACAAAGGACCUUGCAAUCAACCAUAUGACUUAACAAAUUUCACUUUCUUACAAAAACAAGAUUUUUCAUUCAGAUGUAAUGUUCAAUGGCCAUGUGGAAGUUCUUCACAUUUUUCACGCCAUUGGCAAACUGAACAAAUAUAUGAUGAUAUUAAUUUUAAAAAAAGGAAUACUCUUAAAUUUUAUAAUUCCUUUCAUUCAUCUUCUUAUAUAAAAUAUAAAGAUGCUUUCUUUUAA